Messenger RNA from Linepithema humile (Argentine ant), 4947 nucleotides. NCBI's taxonomy places the organism in Eukaryota, Metazoa, Arthropoda, Insecta, Hymenoptera, Formicidae. The record is from RefSeq and is a predicted model, not a curated record.
GCGAACUCUCGAAUCUUGCAAAUCGAUCGCACCUAUACAGCCCCUUCCUAGAGCUACCCCUAAAGAAAAAGAGCAAAGAAAAACACUUAAGACUUGCUGAAUUUGGAAUUGCGUUGUGCUGGCUGAAAAUAAGAGGAUUCGAUAAGAGGAUUUUGUCCCCACCAAUCUCUCUGUCAUUACGACCACCUGCGCGGUUUUUAAGUACCAAAGCAAAUGAGGCGGAGAACGUGCUUCAGAAAUGAGGCGCAAAUAAUCCUGAAGUAAAGACGCUUCGCUAAAAGUUUUAAAAUUUGUCGCAAUACUAAUUCACAAACGGAUACAACGAAAGGCGAGGUUUCGCACAGCUGGGCAUGCUACUGGCAAAUGUGGAAAGGACGUAUCUGCUUUUGACGGCGAUUCACAUUUUACUCGAUGAUAAAGUCGACGCGGAAACAUUCACUUUGGGUUACAUCACCGGCUCGAAACGACGUCCAAAGGAUUUGGAGUAUCAGCGUCCCGGUUUCCGGAUUUCGGGCGCUAUCACUCUAGCCGUGGAGGAGGUAAACGCAGGUGAGCUCGGUAGGCGAGGGCAUAAUUUGGAUUUUCUCAUUGCCGAAACUUAUGGCGAAGAAGAGACUAGCAUACUCGAGGUAGCACAAUUAUGGAGAAAAAACGUUAGUGCAUACAUCGGACCGCAGGAAACGUGUAUUCACGAAGGCAGAAUGGCAGCUGCAUUCAACAUUCCAAUGAUAUCAUACUUUUGUACACAUCAUGAAACGUCGGAUAAGAAAGAGUUUGCAACAUUCGCGAGAACGCGACCUCCUGAUACGCAAAUUUCAAAAUCUGUUCUUUCAGUGUUGAUAGCAUUCAAUUGGACGAAAGUAACUUUCAUGUAUAUGAACUCGAGUAUAUACGAGUUCAAUAAAAUGUCCACGAUCGCGACGACGAUUCUAGCGUCUUUCGAAGCGGCUGGAAUUAAUGUAAACAUUCGAACUUGGAACGAACCUUAUUACGCUACGCACAUGACAAAUCCGUUCCACGAACAUGUUAGAAACACGUACCGUGAUACGCGAAUUUAUGUAAUACUUGGCCAUUAUUACGAACACAUGGGUCUCUUGAUGGCUCUGGACGAAAUGAACCUCUUGGAAAAAGGCGAGUAUUGGGUCGUGGGCGUUGACAUCGAGCAAUACGAUGAGGAACGACCUGAUAAAUACCUGCGCGGAUUGUGGCAAAAGGAAACAAAUUUGACUAUUGUGAAAGCGUAUCGCAGUUAUUUCAGUAUCGUCGCAUCCACUCCAAUUAACUUCAUGAACUUCACUCGACUAGUUAACGAGUACAGGCAGAAGCCGCCGUUUAAUUUUACAAAUCCGCUAGCACACGUUGGAGGAAUAGUUCAGGCAGUAGCGGAGACAGCAUACUUAUACGACGCGGUGCAUCUUUACGAAGCAUCGCUGCUGCGUGCGCUCAACGAGAAUCGGGAUCCUCGGAAUGGCCGGGAGAUGGUGUCAGCCCUACACGGUGUUCAUUAUCGCAGUGCUAUGGGAUACAUGGUAUAUAUGGAUGAGAAUGGGGAUGCUGAGGGCAAUUACACUUUGAUUGCAUUGGAUAAUCGACCUACAAAAGGCUAUGGACUUUAUCCGAUAGCGUAUUUUGUCGGAAAAGAGCCAGGCACAAAUUUGCCAAAACUUCAAUUAACUAAAGAAAUUUCGUGGUUUGGUGAUGGACCGCCGGUUGCAGAACCUUAUUGCGGGUAUCACGGUGAAAAAUGUAAUUCUUAUACAGGCGAAAUUGUGGGAGGCAUUGCCGGCACACUGUUGCUCAUUCUCGCAGCAGUCGUUCUAAUUCUCUAUAGAAACUGGAAGUACGAACAAGAAUUGGAUAGCCUACUGUGGAAGGUAAAUUACAAAGAUAUCCAGAUUAAGGAGCAGAAAGACGAAACGCGCGCGGCGGAGAUCAAUGAAGCGCCUAUCAAAUACAAUUCCAAGUCAUCCACCCACACACACAUAGCGCAACCCAUCGUGCGAACUAGUCAAGUGUCGCUAAGUUCGAAUCCUGACGCAGACUUCCGAUACUCAAUGAUUUAUACACAAAUUGGAGUGUACAAAGGACGAAUAUUUGCUAUUAAGAAAGUCAGGAAGAAAUCGAUUGAGAUCACGCGAGAAAUGAAAAAAGAACUGAAAAUGAUGCGCGAUGUCAGACACGAUAAUCUAAAUGCAUUUAUCGGUGCAUGCACCGAUCCACCGAAUAUAUGCAUCGUCGUGGAAUAUUGUGCGCGUGGUAGCCUCAAGGACAUAUUGGAAAAUGAAGACAUAAAAUUGGAUAAUAUGUUUAUGGCAUCUCUUGUCGGCGACAUCAUUAGAGGUAUGAUCUAUCUUCACGAGUCUGUGAUAAAAUAUCAUGGGUCGCUGAGCACAUCGAACUGUCUGGUGGAUUCGAGAUGGGUCGUAAAGCUGGCGGAUUUUGGCCUGCAUGAAUUUAAACGAGACGCGGAAUGUGAUCCUUCUGAUGUUAUAAAAAAAUAUCACGCAUUAUUAUAUAAAGCGCCUGAAUUAUUACGUUCAACUCGUCUCGGAGAACCAACUGCUCGUGGUUUUCAAAGAGCUGACGUUUAUUCGUUUGCAAUAGUAUUAUACGAAUUGCAAGGACGACACGGGCCAUUCGGCAUCACAGAAUUAUCGGCAGCCGAAAUAUUAAAAAAAAUAAUCGCAAAAGAUCCUGGAACAACACCAUUCAGACCUCCAUUAGAUCAAUUGGAAAAUACGUUCGAUUUUGUUCGUGACUGUUUGCUGGAGUGCUGGGCGGAAAAUCCAGACUUACGCCCGGAAUUUAAGAUCAUAAGAAACAAGUUACGACCGUUGCGAAAGGGAAUGAAAGCGAAUAUUUUUGACAACAUGAUGGCGAUGAUGGAAAAAUAUGCGAAUAAUCUGGAAGUACUUGUUGAUGAACGCACAGAUCAAUUAAGUGAAGAAAAGAAAAAAACUGAUGCGUUAUUGUAUGAAAUGUUACCGCGUUACGUAGCUGAACAAUUGAAGAAAGGACAUAAGGUUGAAGCUGAAAGUUUCGACUGCGUAACGAUUUAUUUUAGCGAUAUUGUUGGUUUUACGUCCAUGUCUGCGGAAAGCACACCAUUGCAAGUGGUGGAUUUUUUAAACGAUCUUUACACGUGUUUCGAUUCAACAAUAGAAAAUUAUGAUGUGUAUAAAGUGGAAACAAUAGGCGAUGCAUACAUGGUCGUAAGCGGUUUACCAAUAAGAAACAAUAUUCAACAUGCUGGUGAGAUAGCGAGCAUGUCAUUGUGCCUUCUAGAUGCCAUUAAACAGUUCACUAUUCGACACCGACCGCUCGAUAAAUUGCAACUUCGCAUAGGAAUUCAUUCCGGACCGGUAUGCGCAGGUGUAGUUGGGCUUAAAAUGCCACGUUAUUGCUUAUUCGGCGAUACAGUGAACACGGCUAGUCGCAUGGAGUCCACAGGAUUACCGCUUAAAAUUCACUGUAGCAGCGAAACGAAGCAAUUGCUCGACGAGCUGAGAGGAUUCAGCCUUGUAGAACGCGGCGUAAUUUCCAUGAAAGGCAAGGGUGAACGUCUGACGUACUGGUUAAUCGGGGAGGAUCCGAUUUUACGUAGCAAACGUAACAAGGAAAGAGUAAGCAAACGAAACGGUUGUAGCAAGAAGACUAGCGCGACCGAUUCUUCGGUACCUCGAAGCUCUCUGAAGAACAAAUCUCUCGUCAGAUCGACUUUCAUGAGAUGUUCCAGCGAGUCUCCGAAACGUUUGCGAUUCGCCAGCUCGGACCAGCUCGAUCAAAAGAGCUCCAGAGCGAAUAGUCAAUUAGAAUCAAUAGUUGAUAACAGCCCUUGCAAGACAAAAACCUCGUGCGCGAUACGAUCGUCCUGUAUGGAGAGCUGGAGAUCUUCCAGCAACUCCUGUCCCUGCGUCGAAAAGCUUUGCGAUCAGGAGGCUCAGCCAGAACUAAUGGAACAUACACUGCUAUUGAACAUCAAGAACGCGCCGACGCAACAAACUAACCCGAUUGUUGGCAACGAAUCCUGUCUUCUACAAGCUGGAACCAAAACCUUCCUCUUUGGUACACCCGGAAUACUACAAGUCACUUGCAGAUCCGCACCUAGCAGCCCUAGACACAGCACGACGGUGUUGAACGCGCAAAAGAGAGCGGCGCAAUCUAACGAAGAAAUUGAUGGAUGGGACGCGAUUACGCCACUGAUCUAUUAUCCAGAUAGCCGCUUAGAUUAAAAGACUUAAGUGUGAUCGGCAUGAAUAAAAUCGAGCAUGAUAUCAAAGAAUCAAUAUUUAUAUAAUAGAUACGAUUAAUGAACUAUCACACUUAGGAAUAUACAAUUUUUAACGAAAUAACUUUUUAUCAGCUUUUAAAAGCUUUCUUUCUACAUUUUGAGAAAUUAUUUAGAUGAUAUUGGCUGAAACAUAAAUAUGUCGAGCCGUAGAAAAAUAUUUAUAACUUGACAAUCGAGAAUCUUGCAAACGAUAUCGCCGAAUUUGCAUCGAUAAAUUGCCAAUUAUAAUUUUGUGUUGAUAUAUUGUCUAACGGAGACUUUCUCGCUUAUAGUACACAAUGUACCAAAGCGCACUGUACGUACAAACAAGAUACUUUACACAAGUUUACGUAUUAUUUAUAGUUAAUGCAAAAAAAUGACAGUAUAUCAACAUAAUAAUAGUAUAUUCCGUACAUUUUUUAGCAUAGACAACGUAAAAAGGCUCGUGCUUCUUAAGUAAAUGUCUAGUCAAUGUUACCUUUAAGUACUAUAUUCAUUUGUCUUCGAAUAUUUCUAUAUACGCGCUAUCAAAUACUAUUAUAUAAAAUAUAGAAGGUUGAUCCUUCUAACAUUGUAUCAUUAUCGAUGUUUGUCCACAACCAGUAGACAAGGUAACAAAAAUUUAUGAAUAUUCUCAUGUAUUUUUCAGAAUCCUAACCUAUCGAUAUAUUAUUAUU